GGAGAAGGUGUAAUUCAGGAGAAACACAUUCUACACUGUCACAAAUACAUUUGCCCACACAUUGCUCAUUACAUUUUUUUAAAUUUGAACCAUUAUUUAACUAGGCAGGUCGGUCAAGAACAAAUUCUUAUUUAUGAUGGCCAAACCCGGACGACGCUUGGCCAAUUGUGCACGGCCCUAAGGGACUCCCAAUCACGGCCGGUUGUGAUACAGCCUGGAAUUGAACCAGGGUGUCUGUAGUGACGCCCGAAGCACUGAGGUGCAGUGCCUUAGAUCGCUGCGCCACUCAGGAGCCCAUCUUGGCCUAAAGAUCCCUGUUCGAAGAGAUGCAUGCCUUGAUGUCAUUUUUGCCAUUUUAUGUCCACUUGUCAGUCUUCAAAUGAUCUGGUGCUUGUUUACUAGUGUACAUUACUUUACAGUGUUAUAUUAGAAGUACUGCAAAAUAGGUUUUGCUUGCUCGCUCGCCUUCAUGUGCUUCCUUUAUGUGCUUUAUGUGUUAACAUAUGACACGAGUCAUCUCUGAGACUCAUAGAAAGCAUAUUUGGUAUCGUUCUCAAAGUGAUGAGUGGUAUAGUUUUGAUGUGUUUCUCAGAAUGGCAGCAUCUUCAAACAUUUGGCCUUCUGUUAGGGUAAUGCCUUGAUAGCACGACAAGCCAAUCAAUGCGGGGCAAGCCAGUUACGGCACGCCUCUAGCAGAGCUUGGCCAGUCAAGAGUGUCGGAUUCGUGAGUGGGGGCCCUACCCCCACUGAACACAGCCCUGCCAAGCUGUGGCUGAGCGAAGUGAAUGACGUCUCUGCAUUUGCAGCCGCCGACGCAGUGUUUGGUUUCCAUUUUCACAGCCGAGUUUCUGGGGUGACUAACAACAUGGAGCCGGAGAUUGAGGACAAAACGUUGGAAUUAAUGUGCUCUGUGCCUCGCUCUCUCUGGCUGGGCUGCUCCUCGGUGGCAGAGAGUUUGUGUGCACUCAGGUGCCUGCAGAGCAUCCCCUCCACCCGGGCACACAACCAGAACACAUCAGUCAUGGAGUCUCAGAACCACAUAGACGACCUCUCGCCAAAGAAGACCACAGUUCUCACCAAGCUUAGUAACGGUCCUGUGAUGACGGGCUCUCGUAAGCGCCCGUCGGAGGGGAACAACGACAAGGAGAAGGAGCACUGCAUCGCCCUCUUUGACCAGUGGUCCGAGACUGACCAAGUGGAGUUUGUAGAACACCUCAUCUCCCGAAUGUGCCACUACCAACACGGCCACAUCAACUCCUACCUCAAACCCAUGCUCCAACGAGACUUCAUCACAGCACUGCCAGCCCAGGGUCUGGACCACAUAGCAGAGAACAUCCUGUCGUUCCUGGACGCGCAGUCUCUGUGCUCGGCGGAGCUGGUGUGUAAGGAGUGGCAGAGGGUGAUCUCGGAGGGCAUGCUCUGGAAGAAACUCAUAGAACGCAUGGUCCGCACAGACCCCCUCUGGAAAGGCCUGUCGGAGAGGCACCAGUGGGAGAAGUAUCUGUUCAAGAACCGAACGACAGAGGUCCCGCCCAACUCCUACUACCACUCCCUGUACCCCAAGAUCAUCCAGGACAUAGAGACUAUCGAGGCUAACUGGCGGUGUGGCAGACACAACCUGCAGAGGAUCCAGUGUCGGUCAGAGAACAGUAAAGGAGUCUACUGCCUCCAGUACGACGACGAUAAGAUCAUCAGCGGCCUGAGAGACAACUCCAUAAAGAUCUGGGACAAGCAGUCUCUGGAGUGUCUGAAGAUCCUGACAGGUCAUACAGGGUCAGUGUUGUGUCUGCAGUAUGAUGAGAGGGUUAUAGUCACUGGUUCCUCCGACUCCACUGUCAGGGUGUGGGACGUGACGUCGGGCGAGGUAUUGAAUACCCUGAUCCAUCACAACGAAGCGGUGCUCCACCUGCGCUUCUGCAACGGUCUGAUGGUGACGUGUUCCAAGGACCGCUCCAUCGCCGUGUGGGACAUGGCCUCGCCCACCGACAUCAGCCUCCGGCGGGUCCUCGUGGGUCACCGCGCCGCCGUCAACGUGGUCGAUUUUGACGACAAAUACAUUGUGUCGGCGUCAGGGGACCGCACCAUCAAGGUGUGGAGCACCAGUACGUGUGAGUUUGUGCGCACGCUAAAUGGACACAAGCGAGGCAUCGCCUGCCUGCAGUACAGAGACAGACUGGUGGUCAGCGGCUCCUCAGACAACACCAUACGGUUAUGGGAUAUUGAGUGUGGAGCGUGUUUGCGAGUGUUGGAAGGUCAUGAGGAACUGGUCCGCUGCAUUCGCUUUGACAACAAGAGGAUUGUCAGUGGUGCCUAUGACGGUAAGAUCAAGGUGUGGGACCUGCAAGCUGCCCUGGACCCACGAGCCCCAGCCAGCACCUUGUGUCUGCGCACACUGGUGGAGCACUCGGGGCGCGUGUUUCGGCUGCAGUUUGACGAGUUCCAGAUCAUCAGCAGUUCCCAUGACGACACCAUCCUCAUCUGGGACUUCCUGAACGUGUCGACCAAUGGACAGUCAGAGGGCCGGUCCCCCUCACGCACCUACACCUAUAUCUCCAGAUAGCAGGUGGCGCCAUCCACUGCAGCGAGUCUUGGAGGAGCUGAGAUCUGAUUGGCUGAUGGAGGGUGUGUUGCAGAGAGGAGCUCAACUCGUCUUCUUCCUCAUCCUUCUGUCCAUACACCCAUUCUGACAUGGACUUAAGUCUCCCACCACACCCCUGAAACACACACACACACUGCAACUUUUCCUGCAGUUGAACACACACCCACACAUUCAUAUUAUAUCACUAUCUUAUGUUCUCCAGUCUACACUAACCCACCACAGUAAAAAAUGUUUUACAUAUCUUACACCAAACAUGACCUAAUCACUUACCUUAAGAAGUCCUACCAUAAGCUCUAGUUCUUCAGUUCUCACCCCCAACCCUACCUAGACACACGUGCCCGUAUGGAUGGAGAAUGACCUUGGUGCUGCGGUGUGGGAGAGAGAGACUUUUAUCUCGGCUCUGAGUGAGGAAGGAUGAGGGAUGAACACUUGUUCGGAACGCGGAACACACGUGCGCGUGUGUGUGUGUGUGUGUGUGUGUGUGUGUGUGUGUGUGUGUGUGUGUGUGUGUGUGUGUGUGAGUGAACCUGUGAAAUGCGGCAUAGACUAAUAGAAAGACUGGCUGUAUUGCUCCGUCACCAUGGAAAUGGAUGUGCAUGUUGAGGUUGCCGGGAUACGUCGUCCCGUGCGACACCUAUGCUCUUUCCUUUUACGGCUGUUUUACUUUCUGAAUGUUUUUUAUUCUUUUGUUUUUAUAUUUUAUUUGACAAAUGAUUUUGUUCUUAGUAAAAUUAUACUAAGCAUUGUAGUUCUCUUUCUGUCUCUUAUUCUCAUUGUCUUUCUCAUUCACUCUUCUCAGUCGUUUCCGCUCACCAUCUUUCUGUCCAUCCAUGCUCGCUUUAGUUAUGAGAGAAGCUGGAACUCUGAAUGCAAUUUAGCUGUUAACUGAGUCCUCUUGUCAAAAUUGUUCUAUAUUAAAAUGAUUUUUUUAAAGAAAAUGAUAUUGUGAAUAAAGUACUUGACAGUGAUUGGGUAUUGAGCCAACUAACGUGAA
Salmo salar (Atlantic salmon) is the source of this 3593-nucleotide messenger RNA. Its product is annotated as F-box and WD repeat domain-containing 11-A. Gene Ontology annotation, molecular function: protein dimerization activity. The record is from RefSeq and is a predicted model, not a curated record. Lineage: Eukaryota; Metazoa; Chordata; Actinopteri; Salmoniformes; Salmonidae.